This is a messenger RNA of Scaptodrosophila lebanonensis, 1040 nucleotides long. Its product is annotated as J domain-containing protein CG6693. Gene Ontology annotation, molecular function: heat shock protein binding. The transcript has a single exon. Gene Ontology annotation, cellular component: cytoplasm; nucleus. Lineage: Eukaryota; Metazoa; Arthropoda; Insecta; Diptera; Drosophilidae. Bases 70 to 945 code for a protein of 291 amino acids. The record is from RefSeq and is a predicted model, not a curated record.
UUGGCGCUCUUUGUAAUUGCAUUUUUCGUACAAGUUCUGUAUCUGUUGUUCUCGAAGAGUUUAUUUAAUAUGUCUACUUUGGAAUUGUGUGAAAAAUAUUUUGAGACACGCGAUGUGUAUAAGCUGAUGAAUCUCAAGAAAGACGCCAAAGAUAAGGACAUCAAAAAAGCGUAUCACAAACUGUCGCUGCUUGUGCAUCCGGACAGAGUGCAAGAGGCCCAAAAGGAGGAAGCGACCGAAAAAUUUAAGGUUAUUUCCAAAAUCUAUCAAGUCCUCACCGAUGCGGGUAAACGCGCACUUUACGAUGAGAAGGGCAUCAUAGACGAUGAUGAGGAGGAGAGCAAGCUCAGCUCAUGGCUGGAGUUGUGGAGCAAAAUUUUUAAGCCGAUUACAAAGGAGGAUAUCAGCAAUUACGAAAAGGAAUACGUGGGCUCUGACCUGGAGCGGACCGACAUCAAAAAGGCCUACCUUGGUGGCAAAGGCUGUAUAAAUUACAUUAUGAACCAUGUUCCGUUCAUGAAAGUCGAAGAUGAGCCGCGCAUUCAAGAGAUUGUCCGCAAAAUGAUUGCAGACGACGAGGUGCCUGAGUUCAAGAUAUUUACCGAGGAGCCAGCUGCCAAGCGCAAAAAGCGCCACCGAAAAUACGCACGGGAAUUGAAGGAAGCUAAUGAGAUCAAGGAGCGUAUGGAUCAAGAAGAGAAACAGAACGGAGGCGGCAGCUUGGAGCAGAUGAUACUGGCACGCAAGCAAAGUCGAGAGUCAAACUAUAACUCGCUAAUGGAUCGUCUUUUGGAUAAAUAUGGCACAGAGGAUGACAGCGAUGUGGUUGAUUUUAGCGAGUUGGACAGGAAAAAGAAGCUCAAGACCAAGACGCCGUCGAAGCAACAGAAAACCGCCAAACUAAACGGCGUGAAGAAGGGCCGCAUAGAAAAGCAAAAGGUUUAAGCUUGGGGAGAUUUUUGUAGAGUAUUAAGAUUUCUAAAUUCUAUAGUUCAUAUAAUAUAUUUAAUCAAUAAAUAAAACUUAUUGCUAUAAGUAUA